This is a messenger RNA of Chionomys nivalis (European snow vole), 1279 nucleotides long. RefSeq names its product protein FAM98B. The record is from RefSeq and is a predicted model, not a curated record. The transcript has a single exon. NCBI's taxonomy places the organism in Eukaryota, Metazoa, Chordata, Mammalia, Rodentia, Cricetidae. The coding region runs from base 23 to 1279 and encodes 418 amino acids. Gene Ontology annotation, cellular component: tRNA-splicing ligase complex.
AACAGUUUUGGGCCAAGCGACCAUGAGAGGGCCAGAGCUGGGGCCCGAAACUAACAUGGAGGGGGACGUACUGGACACCCUGGAGGCCCUGGGGUAUAAGGGUCCAUUGUUAGAGGAACAGGCGCUCUCCAAGGCAGCAGAGGGUGGACUGUCUUCACCUGAAUUUUCGGAGCUCUGCGUUUGGUUAGGCUCUCAAAUAAAGUCCUUAUGCAACCUGGAAGAAAGCAUCACUUCCGCCGGGAGAGACGACCUAGAGAGCUUCCAGCUUGAGAUAAGUGGGUUUUUAAAAGAGAUGGCCUGUCCGUACUCGGUACUCAUAUCAGGAGAUAUUAAAGACCGCCUCAUGAAGAAGGAUGACUGCCUGAAACUUCUGUUGUUUUUAAGUACAGAACUUCAAGCUUUACAGAUAUUACAAAAGAAGAAACAUAAAAAUUCUCAGUUAGAUAAAAACAGUGAAAUUUGCCAGGAAGUUCAAGCUGUGUGUGAUGCCCUCGGGGUUCCUAAGUCAGACACUUCUGACAUUCCACUCCUACUGAGCCAAGUGGAAUCGAAGGUGAAGGACAUUCUCUCGAAAGUCCAGAAAAACCAUGUGGGAAAACCACUGCUAAAGGUUGAUUUAAGUUCAGAACAGGCAGAAAAAUUGGAAAGGAUUAAUGAUGCUCUUUGCUGUGAAUAUGAAUGCCGCCGGCGGAUGUUAAUGAAACGGUUGGAUGUGACCGUGCAGUCUUUUGGGUGGUCGGAUAGAGCAAAGGCAAAAACAGAUAACAUAGCAAGAAUUUACCAGCCCAAGCGGUAUGCUUUGUCGCCCAAGACAACAGUUACGUUGGCACAUCUGCUUGCUGCCCGUGAAGAUCUGUCCAAGAUCAUCAGGACAAGCAGUGGCAUCAACCGGGAGAAGACAGCAUGUGCCAUCAAUAAGGUGCUUAUGGGGAGGGUGCCUGACAGGGGAGGACGGCCGAAUGAAAUUGAACCACCACCCCCUGAAAUGCCCCCUUGGCAGAAGAGACAAGAAGGCGGAGGGAGGGGUGGCUGGGGUGGUGGAGGUGGAGGUGGUGGCAGAGGAGGUGGUGGGGGUGGAAGAGGUGGAUGGGGUGGGGGUGGGGGAGGAGGGUGGGGAGGAGGUGGGGGAGGGGGAGGAGGGUGGGGAGGAGGGGGUGGAGGAGGAGGCGGCAGAGGAGGUUUCCAAGGCAGGGGAGAUUAUGGUGGGAGGGGAGAUUAUGGUGGAAGAGGGGGCUAUGGCGGGGGAGGCGGAGGAGGUGGUGGGUACAGAAGAUACUAA